Necator americanus (New World hookworm) is the source of this 432-nucleotide messenger RNA. RefSeq lists its product as uncharacterized. NCBI's taxonomy places the organism in Eukaryota, Metazoa, Nematoda, Chromadorea, Rhabditida, Ancylostomatidae. The transcript is spliced from 5 exons. Bases 1 to 432 code for a protein of 143 amino acids. The record is from RefSeq and is a predicted model, not a curated record.
AUGUCUCAACAAUACGCUCUGUUCCUUUUCGUCUUCGCUGUUUCUCUUUCUGGAAGCCUCCAGCAGGCCAAUUGCCCUGAGGAUAAGUACGGGCUCAACAGCACCAUGAGAGAAGAGUUGUACAAGGGUCUCAAGCCUAUGAUGAAAUCUGGGCAGCUGGAAUACAAAUGCGAAUUCGAAAUAGCCGCCGGAUUGAUCCUGGAGGAUCCCUACAAGGACUUCGAGUUCACGCAAAAAACCAAUACGUACCCCAUCUUCUUUGAAGUUGAGGCGAAGGACGGUGACACCCCUUCUAGCCUGGACGAAGCUGCCCUCAAAUUCUGGAAUCAGUACAUUUCUGGACUGAGCUCUUCAAGAAAAGCUGCCGGAUGCAGCUACCUGCUCCAGUGGGGAUACCACAAAUUCUGUUGCCUCUUCGACGACAAGGCGUAA